AUGUCGCCCGAAGAAUGGACAUAUCUAGUGGUUCUUCUUAUCUCCAUCCCAAUCGGCUUCCUCUUUAAGAAAGCUGGACCUGGGCUGAAGAGAUGGGGGGCGGCGGCCGUGGGCCUGGGGCUCACCUUGUUCACCUGUGGCCCCCACACUUUGCAUUCUCUGGCCACCAUCCUUGGGACCUGGGCGCUCAUUCAGGCCCAGCCCUGCUCCUGCCACGCCCUGGCCCUCGCCUGGACCUUUUCCUACCUGCUUUUCUUCCGCGCAGUCAGCCUGCUGGGCCUGCCCACUCCCACGCCCUUCACCAACGCCGUCCAACUGCUGCUGACGCUGAAGCUGGUGAGUCUGGCCAGUGAAGUUCAGGACCUGCACGUGGCCCAGAGGAAGGAAAUGGCCUCGGGCUUCAGCAAGGGGCCCCCCUUGGGGCUGCUGCCGGACGUGCCCUCUCUGAUGGAGACCCUCAGCUAUAGCUACUGCUACGUGGGGAUCAUGACAGGCCCGUUCUUCCGCUACCGCACCUACCUGGACUGGCUGGAGCAGCCCUUCCCAGGGGCCGUGCCCAGCCUGCGGCCCCUGCUGCGCCGCGCCUGGCCGGCCCCGCUCUUCGGCCUGCUCUUCCUGCUCUCAUCACACCUCUUCCCGCUGGAGGCCGUGCGCGAGGACGCCUUCUACGCCCGCCCGCUGCCCGCCCGCCUCUUCUACAUGAUCCCCGUGUUCUUCGCCUUCCGCAUGCGCUUCUACGUGGCCUGGAUUGCCGCCGAGUGCGGCUGCAUUGCCGCCGGCUUCGGGGCCUACCCCGUGGCCGCCAAAGCCCGGGCCGGGGGCGGCCCCACCCUCCAAUGCCCACCCCCCAGCAGUCCGGAGACGGCGGCUUCCAUGGAAUACGACUAUGAGACCAUACGCAACAUCGACUGCCACGGCACGGACUUCUGCGUGAGAGUGCGGGAGGGCAUGCGCUACUGGAACAUGACGGUGCAGUGGUGGCUGGCGCAGUACGUCUAUAAGAGCGCGCCCGCCCGCUCCUACGUCCUCAGGAGUGCGUGGACCAUGCUGCUGAGCGCCUACUGGCACGGCCUGCAUCCUGGUUACUACCUGAGCUUCCUCACCAUCCCGCUGUGCCUGGCAGCCGAGGGCCAGCUGGAGUCCGCCCUUCGGUGGCGGCUGGGUCCCCGGGGCCAGAAGGCCUGGGACUGGGUGCACUGGUUCCUGAAGAUGCGGGCCUACGACUACAUGUGCAUGGGCUUCGUGCUGCUGUCGCUGCGCGACACCCUCCGCUACUGGGCCUCGGUCUACUUCUGCGUGCACGUCCUGGCCCUGGCGGCCCUGGCGCUGGGCUUGGCCCUGGGCCGCGGCGGACCCGGGCGGCGGAAGUCGGCGGCCCCAGCCCCCAGCCCGGCCUCGGGAAAGCUCCGGGAAGAGUGA
Molecule: messenger RNA, 1419 nt
Organism: Rangifer tarandus platyrhynchus (Svalbard reindeer)
Lineage: Eukaryota; Metazoa; Chordata; Mammalia; Artiodactyla; Cervidae
Source: the annotation of a GenBank genome assembly